AUUGGUCAGCACAUUCUGAUGACAAGACAAAAGCCAAAAGAGUAUAAGUCCUGCGCAAUGUUCUUGUUUCUGCUGAAAAAGCAGAGGUGGACCUCAAGUAAGGAGGGCUGUCCCUCUGUCCGGAGCACUGUCUGCAAUACACUGGACCCAGGAUUUCCCCAGAAACUCAGCCAUCUGACUUCUCAUCACCUCUUUCUAAGGAGCCAGUGGAUAACAAGACAUUCAGAGCUCUAUCCUCAAAGCCAGGAUCUUCAAUUUGGAAGCUACAGGUCUUUGAUUGGAGUGCCAUUAUUUGUGCUCAGUCAUGGGUCAGCUGUUUGCUUCACAAAAGCCUGAACACCAAGAUUUGGCCUCCAGCUUUGCUGCAUACUUCAAGAAGUUUAAGACAGGAAAUGGUAUCAUUCCUCAGGAAACUAUCGCUUCAGUUGAAUUAAGCCUAAAAAAUGGAAACAUCCAGGAGGCAAACGCUGCAAUCAGCAAUGCAUUAAGAGAAAUCGAUAGUACCUCACUCAAUGUUGCUGUGACCGGGGAGUCUGGAUCUGGGAAGUCUAGCUUCAUCAAUACUAUGAGAGGAAUUGGGCAUGAAGAAGAAGGUGCAGCUCAGAUUGGAGUGGUGGAAAUGACCAUGAAGAGAUAUCCAUACAAACACCCCAAUAUUCCCAAUGUGGUUUUUUGGGACUUGCCUGGGAUUGGAACAACAAAUUUCCCACCAAAAGAUUAUCUGGAGAAAAUGAAAUUCAAUGAGUAUGACUUCUUCAUUAUUAUUUGUGCCACCCGCUUUAAGAACAACGAUAUAGAACUCGCCAAAGCUGUCAGCAUGUUGAAGAAGGAUUACUAUUUCGUGAGAACUAAGGUGGACUCUGACUUAAGAAAUGAAGAGGAAUGCAAGCCACGAACAUUUGACCGAGAAAAAGUCCUGCAGCAGAUCCGCAGCAACUGUGAGAGGAACUUUAAGGAGAGUAAUAUUAAUGAACCACCAAUCUACUUGAUCUCCAACAGAAAUAUACAUGACUAUGAUUUCCCAAUCCUGAUGGACAGGCUGGUAAACGACCUGCCUGUACACAAGCGACACUGUUUUAUGCUCUCCUUGCCCAAUAUUAAAGAUUCAGCCAUUGAAAAGAAGCGGCAGUCGCUGAAGCAAAGGAUUUGGCUCGAAGCCUUUGCAAAUGACCUGCUGAGUAUCAUCCCUUCACUGAUGUUCUUAUUGGAAAGUGAUGUGCAGAGUCUUAAGAAAAGCAUGAAGCACUAUCGAACUGUGUUUGGAGUGGAUGAUGCAUCCUUGCAGAGUUUGGCUGAGGCCUGGGAAAUACCGGUGGAUCAGCUCGAGGCAAUGAUGAAAUCUCCUCAUGUGUUCAGAACUACAAAUGAAGAAACAAUGAAUGAAAGGCUCUCAAGAUAUUUUCAGGAGUACUGUCGGGCUAAUGGCCAUUUAGUUACUAAGAAUUUUUAUCUUAAAGAAUUAUUUUGCCUGAAAUUUUGUUUCCUUGACAUGGUGACUGAGGAUGCGAAUACUCUUCUCAAAGAGAUAUGUUCAAGAAACAACUUGGAUUCUAAUUAGGCUGAAGUCUGUGGCUGUCAAAAAUCAGAACCAAUGACAGAAUAAGAGAGUCUGAUAUUACAAAACAAUAUACUGGGUUUAUUCAGGCUAUUCAGGCUUUAUCCAUGUUUAGUGAUGAUAUUUUCACGUUAGCUGUAGCAAAAGGAUCAGAAAUGUGUAAAUAAGCUGAGAAUUAAAAACUACCUAUUCACUUUGAAUAAACCCUCAGAUCAAGUAAAUUUACUUUUAUUUGAAUUUAAUGUAAAAUCAGCAUCAUUUUUUUAGGUUUGACAUUGUGAUGGUUAGUGCUGUCAACUUGACAGCCUCUAGAAUCACAUGGAAGUUAAGCCCCUUGCUUGCACUUGGGAAUUUAUCUUGCUUAUGUGGCACCAUCCCCUAGCUGGCGAUCUUUAACUGUGUAUGCACACAGAGGAGCUAAGCAGCAGCAUGCCUGCACUCAUCCUCAGCCCUCUACUCUUUUUAACUGUGAAUGGAGUGGCACUCGCUGCCUCAGGCUGCUGCUGUGACUUCUUGAUAGUAAUGGCCUAUAUAACCUUGAAUGGGAUGCUGUGGGCUCUCUGCAUAGAGAUUUAUAUCAAAGGAGAAACCCUAACUGGAUGGGAGAGAUGGGUCAGUAGAUGAAGCACUUGCCUUGCAAGGCUGAAGACCUGCGUUCAGUUUCCCAGAGCCCACACAAAGCCAACUAAACAUCUGUAAUCCAUGCACUCCUAUGGUGGAUGGGAGGCAGAAACAGGAGAAUCUUAUAAGAUCAUGGCUCCAGCUACCCUGCCACGUGCAGCAGUGAAUAAGAGACGCUGACACAAGCAAGAGGACCGUAAAAGCCGAAAUGCAAGAUUGUCGUCUGAUUCCUGAAUACACACCAUGCCAUGUUCAUGCCUGCAGUCACACACGCAAAUGCACACACACGAAAAGCUUUUUUUCAUUAAAAAAGAAGGAAGGUUUGGGGCGGUAGCUCAGUAGUAUAAUACUUGCUUCGCAUGCAUGAAACCUCAAGUUCAGUCCUUAGCAUUCCAGAGAAAGGUUAAAAGGGGUGAAGGAGGUGGCUGGAGAGAUGGCUCAGAGGUUGGUUAAGAACAAUGGAUACUCUUGCAGAGGAUCCGGGUUCAACUCCCAAAACCCACACCUUAUCUCACGGUCAUCUGUCACUCCUGUUCCAGGAGAUCUGAGGAGCUGAUACCCUCUUCUCACUGCCACAGGCACCAGGCACACAUGAGAUGAACAGACAUGCAUGCAAGGCAAAUAUACGUACAAUAAAAGUAAGUAAAGAAAAAUUUAAAUAUAUGUUUAAGUAAAAAGUAGGAAAGAGAAACAAUAACCUAGAUAUCACAAUAAUAAUGACUAAAAAAUUCCUUUAAAAUACUAUUUAGUCAGAAUCCUUUAAAAAAAAAUACUGAAGAAGCUCUCUAAUUAUGCCAGGGACAGUGGAUAUGAUGAAAUUUCUCUAACUUGUAAUGACAGCUGUUUUGAAUGUUUUCAUAGUAAAUGACUGAUUUACUCUAUAUCAAUACCAAAAUCCAUUUAAUAAAGUCUUCCUGAGGAAAAAAAAAAAAAAAGAUUUUUGUUGUUACUUGACAUUUCCAAGAACCCAUAAUAACUUCACAGUGACUGUACUUAACAUUACUGCUAUUUGCUGGUUAUUUCAUUGCCCAUUCCAUGGCCUAUAUUGUAUCUUCCUUGAAAUAAAAUUCAAAUAAAAAGCACAUGUCUUAGUAAGACUGGAAGAGAAGCAUAGAGGAAAGGGGGAAAUUAUUCAUGGUAGGGAAUAGUUUCUUAAACAUUUUGGGCUGUUAUAAUCUUAUGGGCCAGGACUAUGCUUCUAUUAUAUGGUCCAUAGAUUUCACAUAUGUGAUUUGUUAAACAAUAGAAUUUUGCUCUCAUGCUUCUAGUGACUGAUGUCUGAGAUCCAGGUGCCAGUGUGGCCAUAUCCUCAAUGAAGGCAUUCUUCCUGGUGAUAUCCUCAUGGGGUCUUCCAUGGUAUAUUAGCGCAAAGGAAGAUUCCCUUGUCUCUUCUUCCUACCUUAUCAUUUGGGCUCUGCUUUCAUGAGUUAGUCUAACCAUAGAUGCUUCCCAAAGGCUUUCCUUCUAACACAAUCCCACUGGAGGUUUGGGUAACUAACAUAUAAUGAUAGGAGGGAAAAACAAUCAGUCCAUAACAGAUUCUGCAAAUUAUGCUGGUGGUUCAGUUGUUUCUUAUUAGAAGCUGUGCUACUCCCCAACCCCAAAUUAUCCAAAGUAUUUUAAUACCAUAAACUGAGAUACAGACUUGCCAUAGAGAUAGCUAAUGAGAGUCAUCAGACACCUCCUGUUCUACUUAAGGAAUAAAACCAAAGAACAAGCAGAUAAUGUUUGCUGAGAAUAUUUGGAGAACACUGGAGCACAGUGCAUAUGAAAGAGAAAUAUGGAAAAGGAGACUCAAGAUGGUCAGGUAGAAAAGGGAACGAAGCAUCUUGCAUAGUGAGUGCUCUUGAUUCCACGUCUGAGCUUGUUUGAAUGUGUAAAGUCCUCUUACAACUCAGACACUGUAAAUAGUAGAGCCUAAAUUGUCCAUAUCCCCACCAUAGAGUCAUGACUUUUUUUUCUGUAAGGCAAUACUGCACCCAUCAGUGGUUUUGAGCUCCAUAAGGAGUUGUAAUGGAACACAUACCACUGCACGGGUCCGCAUGGGCACCUCUGCUUACGUAGCCCCCUCUCCUAUGUAACUUAUUGCUGCAUGGUGCCAUUUUAAGACCAAAUCUAACCACACCUACAAAUUUGACCAAAUCUAAUCACCCCAACUUCAAUGUGUAGUACACCCUCAAAGUCUACUUGACUAGUACAAUCUCUGUACCACAAGUUGUAUGUUCCUCUUUGGCUACUAGAGUGUCAGCAGUCUGUAUGACCUCUGACUUUGUUACCACAUUCAUCAAGUCCUCAGAAUCAGAAGUUAUAGUUGUACAGACACCAGUGGUAUCCAAAUGGAAACAAAGGCAAUGCCAUCUCUAAAAAUAAUACCUAGUAUCUUCAGGAGAAAAUCUUCUCCUGUUUAAUUCUCCUACCCAAUGGAUAAGACACUGACAUACCAAAUGUAUCAAGGAGCAUCAAGAAGUAUGGAAAAGCAAGGCAAAAUGAUGCCAUUGAAGAAGCACAAAAUCUUCUAUCAAAGAACACUGAAAGGGAAGUUGAGAAAAUGCCAGAAAAAGAAUUGAAAAGAGUAAUUCUAAGGAAAUUGACUGAGAAUAAAGAGAAUAUAUAGCACUAUUACAUUAAAGCACAAUUCAUUGUAUGAAUAAUGAGAACUUUGUCAAUGAAGUAGAUAUUUUUUUAAAUGCUGUAGGGUUGAGGAGGUUAAUGGGUAAAGCAUUAGCUCUGCAUGUAUGAAGACCUGAGUUCAGAUCUCAAGAUCCAAUAGAUAGAUAGAUAGAUAGAUAGAUAGAUAGAUAGAUAGAUAAAUAGAUGAGGGAAAGAAAAACAUUAAUGGUGAAAACAGGAGUUUUGGAGUCAAAAGGUAUGGUCUGGAAUACUUAGGAAGGAAAAUAAAAGGGCUUGCAGCUGGGCAUGAGUUGGCCAAGGUGACCAGACUUUUUAAAAGGCAAAGCUUUAGGAUCAAAUUGUUAGGCUCUGACUGGCUCCCAUGAAGUCACACAAGCUGAGAAACAUUGACAAGGCAAUGUUACCCAUUCACCAAUUCUGUCUUCUUUAUUUAAUAAACAUUUUUUAUUUAUUAAGGUA
Messenger RNA from Psammomys obesus (fat sand rat), 5266 nucleotides. Its product is annotated as interferon-inducible GTPase 1-like. Gene Ontology annotation, molecular function: GTP binding; GTPase activity. The record is from RefSeq and is a predicted model, not a curated record. The transcript has 2 exons. Lineage: Eukaryota; Metazoa; Chordata; Mammalia; Rodentia; Muridae. Gene Ontology annotation, biological process: cellular response to interferon-beta; defense response. Gene Ontology annotation, cellular component: endoplasmic reticulum membrane. Bases 305 to 1558 code for a protein of 417 amino acids.